Molecule: messenger RNA, 6079 nt
Organism: Cryptotermes secundus
Lineage: Eukaryota; Metazoa; Arthropoda; Insecta; Blattodea; Kalotermitidae
Gene: coro
Product: coronin-6
Exons: 9
Coding region: 174-1760 (528 amino acids)
Biological process (GO): actin filament organization
Molecular function (GO): actin filament binding
Source: RefSeq, a predicted model, not a curated record
AAAAGUUAUAAUACUUUUUAUUUUAUACAGGUAUAUUGUUCGAUGUGAAAAAUGAAAUUAUUUAUAUAUCAUGAUUAUAAUUAGUAGAUCAUGUACUUUUGACAAAAUUUUUGGUGUAAAAAUUUCAAGGAACAUUGCCUAAUAUGGCGUUGUGACGCUGUUUCCGUUCAAAGAUGUCAUUCAGAGUGGUGCGAAGCAGUAAGUUCAGACAUGUAUAUGGUUCUGCAUUGAAGCGUGAACAGUGUUAUGACAACAUAAGGGUUUCAAAGUCAUCAUGGGAUUCAACAUUCUGUGCAGUGAAUCCCAAGUUCCUUGCCAUCAUUGUUGAGUCUGCAGGUGGUGGAGCAUUUAUUGUACUACCUUUGAGUAAGGUAGGACGAAUUGCUGCAGACCACCCUCUGGUUGGUGGGCACAAAGGUCCUGUACUGGAUAUAGCUUGGUGCCCACAUAAUGACAAUGUUAUAGCUAGUGGGUCUGAGGACUGUGUUGUGAAAAUUUGGCAGAUUCCUGACAGUGGUAUCAGCAGGACUUUGACAGAACCUGUAGUAGAUCUGGUGUAUCACCAGAGGCGUGUAGGCCUGGUUCUAUGGCAUCCUACAGCACAAAAUGUGCUUCUCACAGCUGGUUCUGACAAUCAGGUGGUAGUGUGGAAUGUUGGAAUAGGGGAAGUUCUAGUACACAUUGACUGCCAUCCAGAUAUUGUGUAUAGUGCUUCAUGGAAUUGGGAUGGUUCUCAGCUUCUCACCACUUGCAAAGAUAAGAAGAUGCGGCUGAUUGAUCCACGCACAGGCACUGUUCAAGAGGAAGCCGUGUGCCAUGAGGGAUCAAAAGCAACGAGAGCAAUCUUCCUUAAAAGUGGUCUCAUCUUUACGACGGGUUUUAGCAAAAUGUCUGAAAGGCAGUAUUCCCUCCGAGCACCAGAACACCUUUCAGAACCUAUUGUUAUGGUGGAGCUGGAUACAAGCAAUGGAGUUAUGUUUCCACUGUAUGAUCCUGACACAAAUCUUGUCUACCUCUGUGGUAAAGGUGAUAGUGUAAUUCGUUAUUUUGAAAUCACAGCAGAACCACCUUUUGUGCACUAUAUCAACACGUUCCAAACACCAGAUCCUCAGAGGGGCAUUGGUAUGAUGCCCAAGAGGGGUUGUGAUGUCAACAGUUGUGAAAUAACACGUUUCUACAGGCUUAACAACUCUGGUCUUUGUCAAGUUAUUACUAUGACAGUGCCAAGGAAGUCAGAACUGUUCCAAGAAGAUUUAUACCCCGACACUGCAGGGGAUCAGCCAGCCAUCUCUGCAGAAGAAUGGAUUGCAGGGAAAGAUGCAGAACCAGUUCUCAUAUCCUUACGUGAAGGUUAUGUCCCAUCCACGCAAAAGUCUGAUCUGAAAGUGAGUCGGCGAUCCAAUGUCCUAGACAAGAUGCCUCCCAAAGGAUCACGGGGUGGUUCAGGGAGCACAGGAAUAUCUGCAGGACCUGCAGCUGUAGCUGCUACAGUACAGUUACCUGAUAAAUUCCUGGAGGAGUUUCAUGAAGAAAUCAGAAAACUUAAAGCUGUGAUUGUGAAACAUGAAUGUCGCAUUAGAGCCCUUGAGGCUCGCUUGAGUGCAGCACCCGCUCCAGGGAAUGAUGGGGGAGAGGAAGGACGAGUGGGAGAUGGCCUUGGAGUAGGCCAACCACCCCGAGGAACGUUGGAGACCCUCAACAAUACCCAUACCUCUCCUCCUAUGGCCCUAUCCCAAGAAUUAGCACCUGACGAAGUUUAAUGUUAACCAUCCUUAAACACUGGUCAGAAAUCAGGUAUCUUGAUUGAAUCUGGCCUGUUAUGUCAAUACCCAGGCAAUAUGUGGGAAGAAGCUUGAUACUUUAAUGUCCAAGAACAUGUAAGUUCUGUGUUCAUUUGUUAUAGGACAUUCAAAUGUCAUUUUAUUGUUCUACCCAAAGUCCUGGUACUUUUACAGCAUGGCUGUGCCAAGAAGGUUAUUUCCUCCACAUAAUUAUACUAUGGAGGAAAUUGUCCUUAUUUCUCAGACUUAACUUGGAGGUGCUAAACAUGCAUCUUUCUUUUGCUCACUUCCGUGUUGCUAAACUCGGAAACUAUUUAGUGCUGCUCACAUGUUACCUAGUAUUCAGAUCAACUAUGACUAAGGGCUUCCUAGUAAGACUGUUAGCAUGUUGUGCUCUUAGAAGAACUAUGGGAUACCUCAUAAUAACUCUUCUUCAUCUGUACAUUUAUAGUGUACAAAACAUAUGAGGUGAUGGCACUGCAUUCAAAUUUUCAUGUAAUAUGAGGAUUUAAUAUGUUGUAAAAAAAGACUACAAAAUUUGUUACGGUUAGUUUUUAACUAUGGCAACUUUUAUAUGUUUGGAUUUUAGAUGUUCUGUAGAAUACCUGCAUUUUGUGGUUCUUAGAAGGUGCCUUAUUUUCAUAACUACUCCAGUCUCUGUACUUUGCUUUUGCCAGUAAUUACUACAGCAGCUGCUGUUGGUUUAGGUUUCAGUAUUUUCAUUAUACAGCAGUUCAGUUUACAAGACACUGCACAGUUAAAUAUAAACACUGUAUAACAUACUAUAUAUAAUCCCAAUGGAGAAAAUGCAGGUGGUUUAACAUGCUGCCAUCACUUCGUAUACAAAAUACAGAUAUAAGGGGCUCUAAAAUUCAUCAUGGUUGAUAUGACCAACUCAGUAGCAGCAUAAAUCAUGGGCUGUAUUAUUUCAUAACGUUUGUUCAGAUUUCAAGUAAGAAUUGUUAUUGUAGUGUUUGAGAGGUCAACCUUCCACAUUGCAGGAAUGGAAAGGGAUAAUAUUACAGCAGGGUCUAACUCCUCCAAUUAAGCACCAGGUUGACUUAAAAAGCAUGGUUUGUGUAUGUCAGUUACUUCCUUUAGCUAUUUGAUUUUGCUAUCCAAAAUUCUUAGACCAGUUCCAAAUUGGACUUCUUCAGAAACAUGUUUAUCUUAUCUUGUGUGAUCAGGGAACACUAUUUCAGUUCUUAUCUGUAUGAAGCAGAAAAAUCAUGCAUGUCAUUCAUUAGGAGAAACCUGAAAAUAGACAUCCAUUUUUCAUGCUUCAAAGGGUCAUAUCAGAAAAUCUUUUCAGUUCAGAUAUUUCAUUACUGUGAAUAACCAAUUGCUAAUGAUAUUUUUAUACACAUGAUGCCUUCAUUGUUACAUUGUAUUAUAACCUGUUAGAAAUAUGCUACUAUAUUGUAUAGAUUCCUUUCAGAGGAAUCAUUGUAUCCAUUAUUAUGGCUGCAUCAGCACUCUUAUCAUGUACAUAUUAAAGUGAUGCUACUAUGUUACUGUUAUUAAGUGAGCCAUUAAAUAAGAGGGACUUAACUGAAUUAAACAAGGUAAGAAUUCAUGUCAAGUCUGUUGUGUCAAAGACACCCAAUGAUUUGGCCCUUUUUGUGGUGUUAUUUAACAAGAUCUCUUUUUAAUACACAAAGCUGACUGAUAGCUUGAUUUUGUGUGCACAUUUUAUACAUGAUGCAAAAUGUUGCUUUCUGAUAUAAUGCAUAGUUUAACAGGGAUAGAAUUUAGUGAAGUUUUGCUAUCAGUUGCAGGCACAACAGAGAACUACUGACGCCACAGCUGUGGCAUUAUAAAAUACUGCAUUGUUAGUUUGUUACCAACUUUAUUGUUGUGUCCAGCAUUAGUUGACAAAGGUACCCUUAAAGUAUUCAGAUUUAAAUUGGAAACAUAAUAGCUGUUUUAUAGAAGAUUUCAGGCUUUCACAACAGUUCAGCACUAAUGUGGGUUCUGCUUCUAUAUGAUGACACUGUAAAAGUAGGCUGUAUUGCUGACAUUUUAGAGAUCCUUACUGUUGGCAGUAUCCAGCGGCCCCUUCCGAAAUAGUGCAGACACAUGGGCAAGCUGAGCCUACUCUAUUUGAUUUGUUGAGUGACAGGCAGUGGAAAGUAGGUCAGGAAAAAAUAGCUUCACAGUGCAGAGUCUCUUCCCUAUCCUGACAAAUUUUAAUCCAGUCCACAAUCCAAAAUCAAGUAUCUUUAAGAUCCAUUUCAAUAUUAUCUUCCCAUAUAGGACUAGGUCUUCCAAGUGGCCUGUUCCCCUCAGUAUCAUGAUCAACAUUUUAUAUGCAUUUCUCAUGUCAGCCAUGCAUACUGCAUGCCAUGCCAAUCUAAUCCCUCUGGAUAAUUCCUCCAUAUUUCAUGGCACCCAGUGAUUCAUUACCUACCACAGGCCCUUAGCCUGGGCCAGAUAAAGCCAGUCUACACAUUUCCACCCUGUUUCUUCAACAUCCAUUUUAAUGUAAACCUCUGAUCUAUGCUUGGGUCUUCAGUAGGUCUCUUCCGUUCAGUCUGUAUUCAUUUAUGGUUUCAAAUGUGUUACAUGCCCUAACUGUCUCAUCCAUCUUUAUCUGAUCAUCCUAAUUAUGUUUCUUGAAAAGUGCAGAUUAUGAAACUCUUCAUUAUAUAGUUUUAUCCAGCCUCUUGUCUCUUCUUUCUUAGGUCCAAGUAUUCUUAAACAUCCUCAUUCUGUGUUCCUUCCCUAACGUAAAAGAUUAUGUUUCACAACUUUACAAAAUACAGGGAGAAUUGAAGUUUUUAUAUAUUUUAAUCCUUACAUUUUUAGAUAGCAGAACAGAAAACAAAGAUACUAAACUGAUGGGCAUCAGGUAUUCCUUAAAUCUACUCAUAAUUUCUUUCUAAAUAAUUUAAUUCCUUAUUGCCAUUCCAAAAUACACCUUUAAUGGCUGGACUCACUCCAAAGGAAGAUGAAAUAACUAAGAUGUCUGGAAUGACGGGAAAGCAGUAAUAGAAAAGAAGGUAAAGGGGGUAGGCUUAGGAGGUUUUAGAUUGCCCUAGAAAGGGGUGGAUCAUUUUUAGACCCCCACUUCCUCUUCCACUUUUGUUUUCUUGUUGGCUGCACUGUUCCAGACAUGCUACCCAUUUAUCUCAUGAUGUCAAAUGGGGCAGUUCACACCAGCCUAUGAGAAACUGAGGAUGACAGUUUCUCUGCUUCUGUGUAGUGCCAUCAGUCAGAAACAAGAUUCAUACAGUAGCUGUACUGUGAAACUGGUUUUCAUAUAGACAUUGUGUUACAAACUUUAGCGCUAAAGCGUAAAUAAUACAGAAUUACUAUAGACUUCUAACAAUGGCUAUGUUACCAUCACACUUUUGUAGGCUAUAUUAUAUAAAAUACCACUGUAUGACGUUGUUUAGGACAAGUUAUUUUAGGUUUGGAAGGUAUAGUCAUCAAGUGAUGGUCUUUGUUACAUUUAGGCGAGGCACCAUCUGCAUGACUGCAAACAGCUAUGUGUGGAAAGCUAGUCGUUUAGUUAAGCAUACUGAUGAAAUUUAAUGUGUUACUCUUCAGGUGCUCAGUGCUGCAUUAUGCUUGUAACUAUUUUGUUAAACUGACUAGUAAAUAGUGAUGUCCCCACUAAUGUUUUAUAACAAAAUGUCCUUGAAUAUCAACCAGUCUUAGGUCUGUGAUGAUUCAUAAUCUUAUUGUGUGGACAAAACAGUUUGCUUAAGCGCACAAGAGAUUGAGUUAUAUGAUAAAUUUGUUUUAAAAUUUCUUGUAUAAAAUGUAAAGAAUAACUCUGACAUAUUUUCUAAGUGUAAUUGUGUAUAAGUUACUAUGCUGCCUAUACCAAAACAAUCUGGUCAACUCUUGUGGAGUCCAUGACAUGCAUUGUCACUCAAUCAAAAAUCUUAAGAGAGACAAUGAGAAAUGUUCACUGCAAGUCUAUACGGAUUUUAUGAAACGUACGUGAUUGUAAUUUAAUUAAUUUAUAUAUAUAUAUAUCUUAGUGUUUCUUUUAAUAUAUGAUUGAAACAAAAACUGUUAUGUUAAAAAUACUAACUUUUUAUAACUAAUUUUUGUCAUUUGUUUAUAUUGAUAUUUUGUUGUGAACAUCAACUGGAAAACCUCGUAGGAAACAGUGAAACACAUAUUGAAAGAAAAGCUCAAUGCAUUUUAUUAUUAAUUGUGCACCCUCAUAAUUAGUCCCUCUUUCAGAGCAUUCUCCAGAACUGUGCAAAAUAUUUCAAGUACAAAAUGUCAAUACUUACAAGUGUAUUUUAAUUAAAGGUGCCUUGAUUUAGGGUGAUAAAAUA